Molecule: messenger RNA, 5488 nt
Organism: Chara braunii
Lineage: Eukaryota; Viridiplantae; Streptophyta; Charophyceae; Charales; Characeae
Source: the annotation of a GenBank genome assembly
GUGGGCGUUCGCCACGGCCAUUGAUCUCCUUGUGCAUUGAAAAGGAAAGGUUGGGUGGGUGNGGGGGGGGAGGGGGAGGGAGAAAAUGAAGCGUCUAGCCGACGGGCCUGGAACGCGGCUGCGGACGAAAAAGGCAAAAACUGGAGCGAACGAGAGCAGCCAAGAUAUCUUGAGACAAAUUGCCGAGACAAAGCACAUCGGGGUUCAUCAGAGGCUGCGCUUAUAUAAUGCCGAUAAGCCAGUGUGCCAUUGUUGCAGGUCGAACUCGAGGGAGAAUCCUAACUGCUUUUGCGGAUUUGCUCCUCCGCCGAAUGGCGUGAGGAAGCAGGGUCUGUGGCAGAAGACACCGGAUGUUGUGCUGGAACUUGGGCCCAAUCCAGAAGAAAGCAUGCGAUCCGUGAUGGACCGCCCCAUUGGUCUCGUGAAUCUUGGCGCCACUUGUUACGUCAAUAGUGUGUUGCAGUGUUUGUACAUGAACACGGCCUUCCGGGCCGGUCUGUUUGCAGUAGAGACGGAUAUUCUUAUGCAGAACAAAGUCCUGUAUCAGUUAGGCCGACUCUUUGCUGAACUGCAGCUGGGUUUGAAGAACGCAGGCGAUCCUCGAGAGUUCGCGAGGACACUGCACUUGGAUAAUGGUGUACAGCAGGACGGGCAAGAAUUCAUGAAACUGCUGCUGACUUUGUUGGAAACUAUGCUCGCAAAGUCCAAGAGGGAAAGUGUUCGAGGACUCGUGCAAGGCCUAUUUCGAGGAACCUUCUCGUAUGCGACCAGGUGCUGGGAAUGUGGAUUUGAGUCGGGAAGCUCUGAGCAAUUGGUUGACUUCUAUGAGUUGGAGGUGAAUGUCAAAGGAUUCCGUGGGCUUGAAGAAAGCUUAGAUGACUAUCUAAGUGAAGAGAAGCUGGAAGGGGAGAAUCAGUACCUCUGUGAAUACUGUGGGAGGAGGGUGGAUGCGACACGUUGUGUAAAACUCAGAUCAUUCCCUCCCAUUGUUAACUUUCAGCUGAAGCGGUUUGUCUUUAAUCCAAAGACGGCAAUGAAGAAAAAAGUUACAUCACGGUUCAACUUUCCGAAAACUAUUGACCUGGCCCCCCGACUCACAAAGCAUGGAAUGCAUACAAUUCAGGAUGAAUCUGCUGGAUUGGUCCCGAGGUGUGCGUCAGACCCGGAAGAAGGCCGGUAUGUAUACGACUUGAUGGCGAUCCUGAUACACAAAGGAAACAUGGCAUCCAGUGGACACUAUAUUGCACACAUUAAGGAUGAUGUGACAAAUGAAUGGUGGCAGUUCGAUGAUGAGACAGUCACAUGCCUUGGUUGUCAUCCUUUGGGAGAAGCAAUGUCCACUCAGGGAGAGAUCAACCCAUGCAGGGCCUCCUCCAGCCCGGAGAUUGUGAUUAUGGAUGAUGACGGGGACAGGUUAGAGGGGACUGGGAAUACUAUGACUGUAGGCGGCCCAGCAGGAACUGUGGAUGGGAAGAUCGAGGGGGGCACAGGUCUUGGCAGCAGUGGAGCUGAAGCGGCAGUCGUUCAUGAUCCUAACAUGCUGACAUCGGCCGACGCCUAUAUGCUGAUGUACAGGCAUCGAGUGAAUCCGCAAAAUGAAGAAGAGAAGGCUGAUGGCAUUGCUCCGGAGGCAGACGGCCUUGUUCAAGGUGGAGGGGUUGAAAUUAAAGAGGGUGCAAACUCAUGCCCCAAGGAUACGGGCGAUCUGCUGAAUGGUGCAAGCAGAGGUGAUUUUGCCGAAUCAUCACAGAGUCGUGGGAGUGGUGAUGGAGGUUCUGUGGCCAGCACUCUUGAGUGCAAGAUAAUCUCUCCUCAGCCUGAGUUUUGCCAUGAAAUACAAGCCUGUAACCAGGCUCUCCAGGAAAGUUGUCUAGAGUACAAGGAGCGACUUGAACAGGAGUCACUGAGAAUCAAGGCGCGAAGAGAGGAAGUUAGAACCAUUCUUUCGGAGAUUGCUGUGAAUGCUCUUGAAGAGCCUUUCUUCUGGAUCAACUCUGAUUGGCUUCGUACAUGGGCUGAUAGUGCGAGGCAAAUACCGCCGAUCGACAACAACGUGCUGAAAUGUGAGCACGGCAAGGUGCCGCCUUCCAAGGUUACAAGCAUGAAGCGUAUUUCAGAGAAAGCCUGGACGAAGCUCUGCGGGCUGUAUGGAGGAGGACCAGUGUUAACAGGGGAUGAUUGCUGCGAGGCCUGCAUUUUUGAAGAAGCAAAAGCCGCAAUCUCUGCUGACUCUUUUCGGGACGAGCGAGCCGCUGUUCGCGAGAUGGUGGAGAGCAUGAUGAACAAUCCGGAGACCUGGCGAGGACCAUGCUUUUAUGUAUCCAAACAAUGGCUGAACCAUUGGCUGCGAAGAAAACAAGUAGAUGUCCCAAGCGACGCUGAUUCACAGCCUCUUAAGAAUCUGGUCUGUCCUCAUGACGGCCUGUAUCCAGAGCAGGCACCUUAUGCGAAGCGGCAGCUGGUUCCACAAGCUGUGUGGGAGUACUUUGCAAGGGUGGCAGCUCAAGUUGAGGGUGUUGAUGUGGAUAGUUAUAGAAGCUUCUCAGAGCACACAGAAGACUGUUCCAUUUGUGAGGUUGAUAUGUCUAAAGAGGCAUUGAAGCAAGAGGAUUUGAGGGCAAGUAAGCUGGAGGAAAGACAGGUAUUGGAGGCAGUGUACAGUGGGCGGCCAGUGCCCAUUCAUUCCGACGGAGUCUAUUACCUUGUGCCGACUGACUGGCUUCAACGUUGGCGAGCAUUUGUGUCAGCAAGUGGGAAGAAUGUGAUGACAGUGGAAGGACCUGAUGGUCUUGAGGCUGGUCUCUCCUCUCUCAUAUGUGAGAAGCAUUGGAGAUUGCUUCAUCCGCCACCUGAGCUGACAAUUCGGAAGGACGAGGCCGUCCAGCGGUCUAUGAAUGAGGAGGCGUUCACAGUUGUGUCGGAACGUGAUUGGUUUCUGUUGCGAGAUAGGUGGGCCAAGCAUCAAGAUGGUGGCCUUCUGGAGAUCCAGGCCAGAGUGCAAUGGGUUCAAGUCGAGGAAUGUGAUGUCAGUCAGGGGGGAAGUUGGAAUGCGAAGGCGAGCACGGCCUUUCCAAAAAGAGGGAGGCAACGGAAAAAUCGUGUCGAGGAAGAAAAAGAAAAGGAGAGAAAGGACAAGGACAGGGAUGAGCAACAGAAGGAAGAGGAGAAAGAGGACAAGGAAAUGGAGAAUGGGAAAUCGGGAAAUGCUGACGCAGAGGAGCCUAGGAUCGUCACCUCAAAAGUGAUGUGGCCGCAGCUAAUUACAGAACCACCGCUGUGCGCAGAGUGUAUAGCUGAUCGGCAGUCAACAGAGUUGAUCUCAAAACUUUCUUAUACUAAUGGGGAGAUAACAGUUGAGCUACUUCGAGGUACUGAACCUCCGCCGUCGAUGCUCUGUCCAGCUGCCAUGGGCACCGUAAGUGGGCAGGAAGGGGAGAGGAGAUCAAAGCGGGUGAGGAAGGCAACUGCAAUGACAGGAGGAAGAGCUGUGCUGAAGGUGUCAGGAACAAUGACUGUGUUCGAGCUGAAGAUGCUUGUUUGGGAAUCUUUAGGGGUAACAAGGGAAAACCAAAGGCUUGGUUUCGGCAAUAGGGAACUAAAUGAUAACAGGGCCACUAUGGCUGAUGUGAACGUUCUUCCAGGCGCUCGCCUGUGGGUUUUUGACACGGGCCAACAUCAGGACCGGGACAUUGCAGAGGAUCUGGUGACUGAAGUGAUACGAGUGGGAGAACCAGAGGAGGGCUUCAAGGGGACCGGGUUGUUAGGCCAUGGCAAGAGAGACAUGCAACCCUCCUUGAAUGGCGCAUGUGACCGAUUUCGACCCGCAACAGAGUUGGACCGUCAGGAUCAUCGGGAGGGGAGUGGAAGAGAGAGAGAGUUUGUAUGUGAAGGAGACGUAGGAUCAGUACAUACUAGUUAUAGAAAUGGCAGUUCCAUAAUGAGGGAGUUCACAGAAGCGGACAGAAGUGAGGGGAUGGCAGGGGACUAUGGGAUGUCAGCCCUGCAAAUAGAGACAAGGAGCCAAGAAGAGCAUGUAAGCAGAGGGGAUGGGAGAGAACCAUUGAUAAGACAUCAUGCGGAGCCAGGAGGGAUGAGCAAGAACCGAGGAGAAAAUGGAAGCGACGGUCAUGCUGAUGGCCAACGAGGACUGCGGCGAGGUCAGGAGCGUUAUCCUGAUGAUCGUGGAUGUGGCGGAGAGCAAGCUUUCACGUGUGGGCUGUAUGGUCAGCUGGCUGUUGGGGGCCAGGUAAGUGAAAGCAGUGUUGUUGGGGUUGGGGUAAGUGCUUCUGCUACAGGAAGCUUAGCAGGGGAUGUUCGAUGUAGGACUGAUAGAGCAGACAGCUCCGAUGUUGUGAUUCUGGAAGCCCAGAGGUCGUGGGGGCGCUGAUCUAUUGAGUGUUUCUGUUCUGCCGCAUGCCAUGCAUGCAGAAUAUACCCACCCGAAGUCCUUUAUCCCUACUGUCUUCUAUUUCUUGCAGCAGGCCACCCUGCAACCCUAUUAAAUAACCUUACAUCUGUAUCUUGGCUUUUCUCGGUACGCAUCUUACAUCUUGAAAAUCACAUCUGUAUCUUGCCUUUUCUCUGCAGGCUUCUUUGGCAAUAGGCAGUAGGGCACGUUUGUACCCUCUUGCCUGGUAAGAGGGGAUCAUCAAAAUUGUGUAUUUAGGAACGUGGGUCCGUAAGGCGUGUGCAUAGAUGGGUAUUUGCUGUAUUCAGAACAGGGUCUGUCACGGCCGCGUAGUUGGCUGGCUUGCUGUAUCAUCAUGUCGUGUGUGAGGGGGGUCGCAACAGGGUUUCAUUUCGCAGAAAAGGUGUGUGCGAGUGUGCUGUCUGGCAUGUUUGCCGUGUUUCCAUAUGGUGCGUCGUCAUGAUCUUGAGGCGUUUUUAGAACACUUUUCCAAAGAAAUUCUUCAGUAACCUGUUGUUUUAUUGUUCAGAUGUCAGAUGAGUGACUUCUACAGUUGCUGUGUGCAAUUUCAUUUGCUCCCUCUCACCCGGUUUACGCUCUACUCUCUGGAUUUCACCAUAUAGCUCUCUAAGGGAGUUUCCUUGUCACUUCCUUGCAUUGACUGACUGUCUCUCGGUCGAGCGCAGGUGCUUGGUGUUGGCCUCGAUGUCUCCUACUUUCUCCACCGGGUGCUGCUUUACCAACUACACUACACUUACGAUGGAUCGGGCAGUUAGUGCUUUGUGUUUUUUGUGCAUUAGGAAUGGCAGGCCUCAAGGGCACCAAAGGAGGGGAGUUGGUGGUCAAAAGGCAGCCUUGUUGGAGUUGUGAAACACGGUGGUCGGAUCUCUUGCUGCGACCAUUGUCAUGACAUUGCAACUCUGCAAAUGUAUAGUGCUCAUUGAAGAAGGGAAGAACAGAGGUAGGAAUACACGGCUUUUCUUUUGUUGUUGUAUUGGUUGGCACGAUGUCAGUUUGCAUUCUGUGCCAAAGCCUCCUGGCCUUCAGUCAAAGGUGGAUUAAUCAAUAUUGUUUUUGCGU